CACACUCCAGCCAAUCACAUACUGACCUUCAUACCUGACACAACAGGUACCUUCUGUUAUGGAAACCCCUCACUCAAUGUCACUAAAUACACUUCUGUGACACACACACACACACAUGCACACCCAUCUAACUUGUACUCAGUGUAAAGCAGCUUACAUGGGUUCUUAUUCAGGUUCCCAGGGCCUGGAAUGAGAACAGCUCUUUGUUUGGCUGAGUCUGUGUGUGUGUGUGUGUGUGUGGGUGUGUGAGAGAGAGAGUGUCUGCUGCUUUCAUAGACAGCUGAACUCUCUCUCAUACAAACACAAACCCACAUACACACACAGGGCUUACACCAGACCAGACACUAAUCCUAUAAGAGUUCUCAGAAAGCCUGGAACCCAAACAGAAAGAGUUCCUCCCGUGUCUCUAGUGUUGUUCAGGAUACCUGAUCUGGGGAGUCAGAUGGCUGAGCGGUUAGGGAAUUGGGCUUUUAAUCAGAAGGUUGCUGGUUCGAUUCAUGGCCGUGCAAAAUUACGUUUUGUCCUUGGGCAAGGCACUUCACCCUACUUGCCUCGGGGGGAAUGUCCCUGUACUUUCUUUAAGUCGCUCUGGAUAAGAGUGUCUGCUAAAUGACCUGUCCUGCUGUCCUGCUCCUCACCCAUCAAAUUUGAUUGUUUUCAUUUCCUCCGCAGGUGAAAAAAAGUGGUGUCUCAAAUAAGCUCAGCCAAGAGGAACGCAAAAGACAGGAGGCUAUCUUUGAGCUGAUCUCAUCAGAACACUCCUACCUACACAGUGUGGAGAUUCUCAUUCGAAUGUUCCAGAACUCCCUGAGCUCCGAGAGACCAUGACCAAGACCGACCACCACCACCUCUUCUCCAACAUCACCGACGUGUGUGAGGCCAGCAAGAGGUUCUUCAAGGAGUUGGAAGACAGGCACCAGCAGAACUUUGUGAUUGAUGACAUCAGUGACCUUAUGUUCAAGCAUGCCCAGUCGAACUUUGACCCCUACAUCACCUACUGUUCCAACGAGGUCUACCAACAGAGAACCCUGCAGAGGCUGGUCAGUAGUAAGGUUCCCCUGUUCAAGGAGGCGCUGAGCAGGAUUGAGACGCAGCCAGAAUGCAGGAACCUGCCGAUGAUCUCUUUCCUCAUCCUGCCCAUGCAGAGAGUCACCCGCCUGCCCCUGCUGAUGGACACGAUCUGCCAGAAGACGCCUAAAGACUCUCCCCAGUACGAGUCGUGCACCGGGGCCCUGCAGGCCGUCAGCAAGGUGGUGAGGAAGUGUAAUGAGGGAGCCAGAACCAUGGAGAGGACAGAGAUGAUGUACACCAUCAACUCACAGCUGGAGUUCAAGAUCAAGCCGUUCCCUUUGGUGUCGUCCUCCAGGUGGAUGGUGAAGAGAGGUGAGCUCACGGCGUUCGUGGAGGAGAACGGGAUCUUCAUGAAGCGUACGGCCAGACAGCAGGUGUACUUCUUCCUCUUCAACGACGUCCUCAUCCUCACACGCAAGAAGAG
Osmerus eperlanus (European smelt) is the source of this 1495-nucleotide messenger RNA. Its product is annotated as rho guanine nucleotide exchange factor 26-like. Lineage: Eukaryota; Metazoa; Chordata; Actinopteri; Osmeriformes; Osmeridae. Gene Ontology annotation, biological process: activation of GTPase activity. The record is from RefSeq and is a predicted model, not a curated record. The annotation marks the transcript as partial. The transcript has 7 exons. Gene Ontology annotation, molecular function: guanyl-nucleotide exchange factor activity.